Molecule: messenger RNA, 1649 nt
Organism: Phoenix dactylifera (date palm)
Lineage: Eukaryota; Viridiplantae; Streptophyta; Magnoliopsida; Arecales; Arecaceae
Source: RefSeq, a predicted model, not a curated record
UAUCUACAUAGUACAUAGUCAAUAUAAAAUUAAACAUACAUAAGCAUGAUUUUUUUUAUAUUUUUAUAUUUUUUUGUUUAUUUUUAUAUGUAUGUGUUGAUUUUUGGUUCAGGCUAGUGCCAUGGCAAGUGGGGUCUGCCCUGUAAUUGCGAGCCAUUAAUUUCUCUUUCCUUGCCGCUGAAUUUUUCUACGAGCUGGGAAAGUUGUUGGAUUAUUGCAAUCCCGUUCUCACAUGUUCAGCUAGCGCUUAUAUUAAUUCCAUCUCGAUCUCUUGGUGUGUGUCGCCGGCGCUACAUGGGGUUCUCUUCUAGAAAGCAGAUACUUGAGAUCCCACCGACCCCGGCGACCGGUCCAAGUCUGCCGUGCGCUCGCGUGAUAACCCGCGUGGACCAACUGGUCGAAAAAGAAAGCGAAGCUUUGCACGGAACCGACGAGCUGACGGCGAUGGAGUCAGGCAUGGCCCAACCAACUAUUCCCAUCUUGUUGGACAUCUUACUCUUCUCCUUUUUCCUAAAUGUGAUUAAAAAAAGGAUUGUUGGACCCUUUCAACAAGUUGGAACGAGCAGAUCAUGCUCGAAGCUGUUCGCUCAUGAUUAUAAAUAAACGAUGCAUGAGGCGAUGCAGAAGAAACCGUGAGUGCCUGUUCUGAUUGAUCCUCCAGUCCAGAGCACAGGAUCGAUUUCACCAGAGAGACAGAAAGAGGGUGGUUUGUCAGGGGUGACCUGCAGAACACAAGAAGAGACAGACAGAAAUUAAGGGAGGAGAAGAAGAGAUGGGGAGCGGGAAGGGAGGAAAGGUGUCAUGGUCGGUUGCUGCCCUGAUGGUUGCACUUGUGGCAGCAAGCCUUGCUCUGGAGACAGCAGCCGCAACACAUGUGGUGGGGGGCUCAACCGGAUGGAUCAUCCCUCCCAACUCAAGCUUUUACUCUGAUUGGGCCUCCACACAAACCUUUGCGGUUGGUGACACCCUUGUGUUCAAUUUUCAGACCGGAUCGCACACUGUCGACAAAGUAACAAAGUCAGGCUACGAUGAUUGCUCAACUUCCAACCUGAUCGGCUCCGCCAUAACCACAAGCCCGGCCUCAGUUCCUCUCACUACCGCCGGCGACCACUACUUCAUUUGUGGAAUCCCUGGCCACUGCUCCGCCAGCCAGAAGUUGUCUGUCACUGUUGCCUCCUCCCCAACAGGCGCUUCCCCUCCCACAUCAGCUGCUGGUCCCUCGCCACCAGGCACCGAUGGAAGCAGUGCAGCCACAUCACUUCUUUCUGGUUUCAGGACCGCCGCAACCUUCUCCUUGGCAACUGCACUCGUGUUUGCUGCCUCCUUUUUCCUCCUCUAGAUUGGAUACAUAUAACACCAGGCGCCUCAUGCGUGCUUCUACUUUUCCCACAGCGAGAGGCAGAGAUUGCUGCCGCUAUAUGUAGCAUAUUGUUUUUAUUGAUCAUUUCUCUUUCUAUAGUUGUCCAUUCUUCUACUGUUAGCAUACAUGCAGACUUCGGGUCACAGUGCGAGAGAUAGCCCGAUACUUGUGUUAGUUUGAUUGACGCAGGCUGAUUCCUGAUAUCCGUGUAGUUUCAUAAUAGCGAAUAAUUCUGCCCAGUUACAUGGGUGUUCAUUGGUUUCCGUACAAAUAAGCUGGGACUUUAUGA